AUGGAGAAGACUUUGAAUAGAAUUCAUCCAGUUUCUGAUCCAGAAGCAACGUAUUUUCUACAAGUAUCAUGGGAAAAAGAUUUGGGCACUGGCUUCGGUAUAAUACUUAGUGAUGGCCAAUGUGCAUGGACCGGGACAGUGUCUGAAGCUGAAAUUUCUAGGGAGGCUGCUGACAUGGAAAUGAAGCGAGAAAAGUAUGUCGAAGAACUGAAGAAAGCAUUGAUAGCUGGAGAAGAAUCAGCUGGCAAAUACAACUUUGUUAUUUCAAGAGAUGAAGAAAAUAUGGAGUGUCACUUCUCCUAUGAAAGAAAUCUGAAAGAUGGCUCU
Molecule: messenger RNA, 327 nt
Organism: Fulmarus glacialis (Northern fulmar)
Lineage: Eukaryota; Metazoa; Chordata; Aves; Procellariiformes; Procellariidae
Product: DNA repair protein XRCC4-like
Exons: 2
Biological process (GO): immunoglobulin V(D)J recombination; double-strand break repair via nonhomologous end joining; response to X-ray
Cellular component (GO): nucleus; DNA ligase IV complex; DNA-dependent protein kinase-DNA ligase 4 complex
Molecular function (GO): DNA binding
Source: RefSeq, a predicted model, not a curated record